This is a messenger RNA of Girardinichthys multiradiatus, 9974 nucleotides long. RefSeq names its product glutamate receptor, ionotropic, delta 1b (gene grid1b). The record is from RefSeq and is a predicted model, not a curated record. The coding region runs from base 45 to 3275 and encodes 1076 amino acids. The transcript has 18 exons. Gene Ontology annotation, cellular component: postsynaptic membrane; plasma membrane. Lineage: Eukaryota; Metazoa; Chordata; Actinopteri; Cyprinodontiformes; Goodeidae. Gene Ontology annotation, biological process: monoatomic ion transport; synaptic transmission, glutamatergic; modulation of chemical synaptic transmission. Gene Ontology annotation, molecular function: glutamate-gated receptor activity; transmitter-gated monoatomic ion channel activity involved in regulation of postsynaptic membrane potential.
GGCGAGGUGGAUCCGUGGAUGCGCCUCUGGGGCUCGAACUGGAGAUGGAAUUGCUGAUAUUAUUAUUUAAUUCCCUGUGGAUAUUGCAAUGCAACACAGUGGGCGCCGACUCCAUCAUCCACAUCGGUGCGAUAUUUGAAGAGAACGCAGUGCGGGACGAUGAGGUGUUUCAGCUUGCCGUGUCUGACCUCAGUCUGAGCGAUGACAUCCUGCACAGCGAAAAGAUCACGCAUUCCAUAAAGCUCAUCGAGCCCAACAACCCUUUCCAGGCGGUGCAGGAAGCCUGCGAGCUGAUGAACCAGGGCAUCCUGGCGUUGGUUACCUCGACAGGCUGCGCCUCGGCCAGCGCCCUGCAGUCUCUCACGGACGCCAUGCACAUCCCACACCUGUACAUCCAGAGGAACAGUGACGGCUCUCCCAGAACGGCCUGCCAGUUCAACCCGAGCCCCGGAGGGCAGCGCUACACGCUGGCAGCACGGCCGCCAGUACGCCUCAACAAUGUCAUGCUGACGCUGGUGGAGGAGCUGCGCUGGCAGAAGUUCAUUGUGUUCUACGACAUCGACUACGAUAUCCGUGGCCUGCAGGGUUUCCUCGAUCAGACAUCCCGUCAAGGUGUUGAUGUUGCGUUGCAGAGGGUGGACAGGAACAUCAGUAAAGUCUUCACCAACCUCUUCAGCACCAUGAGGACGGAGGAGCUGAACCGGUACCGGGACACGUUACGCAGAGCCAUCCUUCUGCUCAGUCCGCAGGGGGCGCAUACAUUCAUCCAGCAGGCUGUGGAAACAAAUUUGGCUUCCAAGGACAGUCACUGGGUGUUUGUGAAUGAGGAAAUCAGUGACACAGAGAUCCUGGAGCUGACCCACAGUGCGCUGGGGCGUAUGACUGUGAUCCGACAGAUUUUCCCGCUGUGGAAGGACAGUAGCACCCGGUGCAUGAGGCAGAACCACCGGAUCUCCUCGCUGCUGUGCGACCCACAGGAAGGAUACCUGCAGAACCUGGAGGUGUCCAACCUCUACCUGUAUGACAGUGUGCUGAUGCUGGCCAACGCUUUCUACAGGAAGCUGGAGGACAGGAAGUGGCACAGCAUGGCGAGUCUAAACUGCAUCAGAAAGUCCACCAAGCCAUGGAACGGGGGCUGGUCCAUGCUGGAGACCAUUCAGAAGGGGAACAUCACAGGUCUGACAGGAAUGAUGGACUUUAAGGACAGCGGCUCAAACCCCCACGUCCAGUUUGAGAUCCUUGGUUCCAGCUUCAGCGAGACCUUUGGCAAGGACAUCAAAAGGCUGGCGACAUGGGACUCAGUUCACGGACUGAACGGCAGUCUGAAGGAGAGUCGGAUAGAGAACGGGAUGCAGGGGCUGACUGUUAAAGUGGUCACUCUGCUGGAGGAUCCUUUCGUCAUGGUGGCAGAGAACAUCCUCGGGCAGCCCAAGAGAUAUAAAGGAUUCUCCAUUGACGUCCUGGAUGCCCUCGCUAAGAUCCUGGGCUUUAAAUAUGAGAUCUACCAGGUUGCAGACAGCAAAUACGGUUCUCAGCUUCCCAACGGCUCUUGGAAUGGGAUGAUCGGGGAUCUCAUCAAUAAGAGAGCUGACCUCGCCGUGUCAGCCAUCACCAUCACACCAGAAAGGGAAAAUGUGGUCGACUUCAGCAAGCGUUACCUUGACUACAGCGUCGGCAUCCUUCUGCGAAAACCUGAAGAGAAGAUCAACAUCUUCUCCCUGUUUGCACCAUUUGACCUGGCAGUGUGGGCCUGCAUUGCCGCUGCUAUCCCGGUGGUGGGAGUGCUCAUCUUCCUGCUCAACAGGUUGCAGGCUCUGCGCUCCUCCUCAUCCCAGAAUGGACCACCUGGUCAUCUAUCCAAUGGAGUGGGGUCGGGCACACUGCACAGCGCCAUCUGGAUUGUUUAUGGAGCGUUUGUUCAGCAAGGAGGUGACGGUGUAGUCGGCUCAGUGGCACUGAGGAUCGUCAUGGGCAGCUGGUGGCUCUUCACACUCAUUGUGUGUUCAUCCUACACCGCCAACCUGGCAGCGUACCUCACAGUGUCACGCAUGGACAACGCCAUAAGGUCAUUCCAGGACUUGGCGAGGCAGAUUGAUGUGGACUACGGCACAGUGAGAGACUCUGCUGUCUAUGACUACUUCAGGAACAAAGGCACCAACCCUCUGGAGCAGGACAGCACAUAUGCAGAGCUGUGGAGAACCAUCAGCAAGAACGACGGCAUGGACUACUCUGUAUCCAGCCCGUCAGAAGGCAUUCGCAAGGCAAGGAAGAGUCCCUACGCCUUCCUGUGGGACAUGGCGGUGCUAGAGUAUGCGGUGUUGACAGAUGAUGACUGCACCGUCACUGUUUCAGGAAACAGCAUGAGCAGCAAAGGCUACGGCAUCGCCAUGCAACACGGCAGCCCCUACAGAGACCUCUUUUCUCAGAAGAUCUUGGAGCUGCAGGAGAAAGGCGACCUGGACAUCAUGAAGCAGAAGUGGUGGCCUCGCAUCGGCCGCUGCGAGCUCAGCAGCCACGCCAGUGCCCACCCUGACGGCCGCUCCCUCAAGCUGCACAGCUUCGCUGGCAUCUUCUGCAUCCUGGCUGCCGGCCUCCUUCUGGCCUGCCUGGUUGCUGGCUUGGAAGCGUGGUGGAACAGCAACCGCUGCCGGCAGGAGCAGCCCAAAGAGGUCACUAAGGAUUACAGACUGGCAAGGGUUUCUGGUCCAUUGACAUAUAAUGACAUUACAACUGCUUCAUCGGAGGGGAGAAGGGACAUUUGGACAGACAGAGAGAGAGGCUGGGAUGAAGCAGAAGCAAUUGAUACAGGACAAGGAGGUGAAUCUGGAACAGGUGCAUCGUCGUAUGAACAGUCUUUUGGACGAGGACUUGGCCCACAAGCAGAUCCCCGGUCCCUCUAUCGAGAUCUCUGCGCUGGACAUCGGCAGCAUGCAGCCCAGCCAGGCCUCUCUGGUGCCGGGCCCGGAGUCUGUGCGGGACUACCAGUCAUCGGCUCUCACUGUGACCACCUACCUGCCCGGGGAGGGACCCCCACCUCCCCCUCUUCCCCACCCUCACCAUGGGGGGACCCUAGGCAGGACACUGCCCCCGUCCCAGGUCCCUGGCAGCACCACAUUGCCCCCGCACCACCCUCUCAGCAGCACCAGCCUCAGCGGCACCAUGCAGUGCAAACACCGGGCUCCCAACGGGGGGCUCUUCCGGCAGAGCCCUGGCAAGACACCCAUGCCAAUGUCUUACCAGGCAGUCUCCGCAGGACCCAUACCCGAAGCCAUUGAUCCCACCCACAGUACAUCCAUAUAGAGACAGGAUGGGAUGGGAGGGCAGGGUGGGGUGGUUGCUCUGGACUUUAUCCAGGUUAGCAUGUGAGAUGGGUUGGGAAGCUUUAGAAAGGAAAAACACAAAUGUAUAAAUUAGAAACAUUUUGUAUCGUACCAUCAGUUAAGGAAAGAUGUUUAAAAGAGAAAAAAAAAACCGGGGGAGGGGAAUAGGGUGCAUCAGGCUGUAAUUUUUCUGUACAUAUCUGUAAAUAUCAAGACAACGAGUGAGGUCAAAGUGUAUUUUGAAUAUUCUCAAUUUUUGAAGUUGAGUUAUAAAAAACAAAAAGAUAAAAAAUCUAUAUCUAUACAUUGAUGAAACGUUCUGACUGUUUGAAUGGCUUUGUAAAUUUUGUUCAAUUAAAAACAAUGAUGCGGAUUUCAUUGUGAUUGUUUUCUAAGUGCCGAAAUCAAACGAUGUCUCUCUACAACUCAUCAGUGUAAACGACUGCCCAUGAUGCACUGCUGUAGGGACAUUGUAGAGUUGGACACCUACUGUUAUGCACCUCUGUACCAAACCUAUAUCCAGUAUACCUUCAGACGCAUUGGACCGAAAUAAUCACUUUUUUCCCAUUUGUAUUAUUAUAAAAUAGACUUGUUUUUUUUUUUCAAAGCUGAUGUCUACAUGUGUUCUUUUUUGUUAUAUUUGCUGUAAACGGUGUAAGAGGAAAAUAUGUUUUUGUUUCACACACAGUUGAAUACAUAGUUUAUAUGGAUAUUUUCUGUUUGGCGUCACUUAAUAAAAGAUGAAUGAAAGGAAAAGUAGAGCAAGAUGGAUAAGACUUUAGGCUGUUAUCAUAGCGGCACCACUUGUAAUUCAAAGGAAAAACUGCUACUUUAUUACUGUUAGACUUUGGUUUACUUUAUGUUCCUAUUCAAGGAAUCCGACUUAGCAGAUAAAGGUGACAUAUUUUCAUACUAUGAUCAAGGAAAUUGGUUCUACAAAUGGAAUUCUUUCUUUUCAAUUGCAGCUUAGAUAUGUUUAGAGAUUCACUGAAUAGGCAUUUCCGAAUUGCUAAUAACUGAUUUCGGGAUGUCUUUGAGGCCAAUUCUGAUUCUGACUUAUCCAGAUUUCCCUUUUUUUUCUUCUCAGGACUGAUACAUAAAGGAGAAGAAAAUGUGCUGCAGGUUGCUCUGAUAGAGGAAGCUUAAAGCAUAUAUCCUAAACUUUUAUCCAUUAUUUUUAACUCAGUGUGUGUUAAAAGAAUGUGCUGUUAGUUUGAUGUAUUUAUACACCAAUAAUAGUGGGAGUUCUUAGUUUUGGUGCAUUUAGUGAAUAGAGGAAAGAAAUAUAUAUAUAUUUUUUUGUCUCUGACCAAGUGAUACCUGAUACCAGAAACAACUGUGUGAAAAUUAGUCAGUUUAUUGGUGCAUCUUUAGGAUGAGCUGCCAAAGCAUAAAGACAAAAUACUGAGUUAUCCUAACUCAUAGUUUUGCCUAUGCCAAUUUUUAUUUGUAAUUCUGCAAAGAAGCAACCAACCCAACUUGAUAAUUACAUUUAAGCGCCAGAUGUUAACAUCAAGGGUCGACAACAGUAUCUGUUAAAAUGUGUUGUUACAAAGCUUCAGCUCACAAGAGCCGCUGCUAUAAACCCGUCUUAGUACCAUGCUGUCUGUGAAGGCAAGAGUGGCCAUUCAGUUUUUAUCAUAAUCAUAAGAAGGUUUUAAUGAUGCCAAUGUCCCCAUUGUUAGUUGUCAGGAUUUAAGUUGUUUGAUUUUCCCCUUCCUAGGCAUGGUCCAGUGUCAGAUUUUCACACGACAACAUUACGCAGUGAAGAUAUUUGCUAAAAAAAUUAACUGUAAAGAGCACUGGAACAAUUUUAGUUUUGCCCAAUUCCAGUUUAUCAGGAUCAGGAGUCCUGCACGUUUUGGUUGUUGCCAAAUUCAACACUCCUACAUCAAACAAAUAGUUCAUUAGUUUGCCUCUGCAGAGCUAGAUGAGUUGUUGAGAAGGUAAUUCAGUAAUUUUUGUUGGAGCCGACACAUCUUAAACCUGCUAGGUAUCUGCACUCGAGAACCGGCGUAUGACAUCCAUGAUCUAAAUGCUUUUAUUUAAAACCAAACAGCAACAUUUAUUUCUACUGCUAAAAAUAUGACAUAUAGUGAAACUUUAAAUAUUAGCUGGUUAUCAGGCUAUCUGCUUUGGUAGAACCAGCAGUCCGCUGCUUGUAGCUUCCCAACUGCAGUUUAAAAUAGCGCCUCCUUUAGUUUCCUCAUCAAAUUGGUCUUUGCUGUAAUGGUGAAAAGUGACCCCUGGGUAUGGGCUGACCAGCAGUGAGCAGCAACAAGUUAGAGAAAGGCAGAGCUGUGCUAUGCUACAUACAGGCGGAGAAAAUUCAGGUACUUCUGCCACUAUCUCCAGUAACUCAGGACAAGGACUUUAAAUGGUAGGAACAGUGUGAGUGAAAAUUUGAAUGGUUUGUAAAACGUUGCUAUACUUUGUUAUCUGUGACCGGACCAUGUCUAGCACUUAAAAAUGAUGCAUAAGGAGUUUACAAAUGGAAAUCUUUUAAAACAAAUCUGUUGUCAGUAUUCUUAAGGCUAUUUGUGAAACUGUCACAGUUUACGGCUUUAAAUUGUCCCACAUUUUCCAGAGGUAACAAAAAAAAAAAAAAAAAAAAAAAUAUCAAUAUGUUUUUCUUUUACCAGAGAAGGUACAGUAUUGUCACUUGUAUUGAGGUUUUUCUCUUACAAACAGUAGUUAUUCUUAUCAGGAGGGAGCGCACAAUGACAGAGGCCUCAUAUUCCCACAAGUCAUUCCUAAUGGGGUCCAUUAUCACCUGAGGGGAUGACGGAGGGCAUCAUUAUCCAAAGUGCAAUCAGAAGCUCAUGAUAGAAGCAAUUCAGCAGGUGCCAUACCCUAGCUGCUUGGAAAACAGAGGAAAUCUUACCACAUUUGCCGAAUGGUUUUUCUCCUUAGAAUACCAUAACGAGCCUUGAAAGAAAACUGUUUAAGAGGAAAUAUAGAGCCCACACUUCAGCCUGGCUUUUUUGGCAUAAGUCAAAAUUAAUGUGCAUUUAUGGGCCCAAUGAGUUUUGACUUCAUUUUCAUUUGCCAGAGUGGGCUAUUUGGAAGCCUGCUAAUCACACACAGAAGAGUUUUUAGGACAGUAACAGCCAAAAAGCAGAAAGAAGCAGACUAACUCGCCUUUGACGGGUUUCCAUUCUUCACACUCGCAACUCGCAGGAAUGAAGCACUGUAUUUCUGGAGAUGGCGCAUCAGGUUUGAUUUUACUGCUACAGAAACUAGAUUUAUACCACAUGACUAAAAACAAGAUGUUCUAUGUUCUCUUAAUGAUAGUAAUAUUAUGUAAACUGCUUCUUUUUUUUAGAUGGAUUGCUGUAAGACCAGGUUUUGUAUCUAAACUCUAAGGGUUUGUAAGAAACUAACAGAAGUAUUUUGGACUCCCAUAAAUUCAUCUAUUUACUCUUCUUUCUGGAAUUUCCUUAACACAGAAAAGUAUUCAAGUCUACAUGAAGAAAAAUGCUCAAGACAGUUUUGAAUGAAGUCAAAAGAUGACAAUCAUGUCUGAAAUGGGGUCAUUUCAAACCUACGUAUUCUUAUGAUUAAACCGUGAACUUACCAGUUACCUUGAAAAACAUGUCAAGGCUUUAUAUCAUAAAAAGUUAAAGAUAACUUGAGCCUAACCUCAUAAGCUGAAAAAUGUUCAAAAGAGCUAGGCAAGGUAAAAUUGAAAUUAAUGCCAAAAAAAAUGUUUUAGGACGAUUUUUUUAACAAAGAAGCUGGGUGGUGUAAUACUACUGUGGAAGACAACUCAGGCUUUUUAAAAAAAACAUACACAAAAAUACUUGUUUCGAUUUGCUCAACUCUUUGGGUUCUCGGAUGUCUAAAAAAAUCAGUUAGUCCUGAAUAGGUAUUGAAUUAAGAUGAGUGCCAUCUCAGGUGACCAACGCAUAACACUGAAAAAUAACGUCCACCAUUCCUGGUCCCACAAGACUUAGGAGUGAAAGUAGCACCCAGGUUCUACUUAAAGGGCUUGACCCACUAGAACCUCCUGGACAAGCAUGUGUUCUUAUUCCGCUCAACCAACUUUUUCACUACAGCCCCAUAACAUGCUGGUUGAUACACUUUCUACUCAUAUGAAGACAAUAACUAAAACUAAAUUAUAAAAUGAUUUCUCAUUAGAAUAUCAAUGCAGUUUUUCUAUUCUUGGUGUCUCUGAAUGUUGAAAUUAUUGACACAGGGAAAACAGCAGAUCGCUCUUCACUAUAACUCUUGAACACAAGCUUUGUGUCCUUGUUUUUCUUUUUUUGCUCAUAAUUUAACCUGCUGCCUUCUUGAUAUGAUUUGGCUUUAGUCCAACCUUUAGCAGAGGGUAUUAUACAAAAAUCUGGGUUAAACACGGACAUUUGCAGAGACCCCUUCCAGGUCCUAGCAGGCGGAGUGUAAAGCAGACUGGAAUGUAUAAUUUAGGCUUAAGUUAAUCAUUUGCACUGGAAUGACUGACAAUAAGUGCAACCACAGCUAUAAAUGUGGCAUUCCCUCAUUCUACUUAGUGGAAGAUUAUUCCUAAAUGAAAAAUAUUUUAGAUAGUUUACAAUUUUCAGCCCAAAGACAGAAUUUACAGUGUUCAUAGGAAAAAUAACAAGAGCUCUAUCUCAGGCAACGUUCACACUGCAGGUCUUAAUGCAUAAUUCCGAUUUUUUGGUGAUAUCCGAUUUUUUUGCGUGGUCGUUCACAUUUCCAAAUAUAUGUGACUUGUGGUGAUCUCCUGUGUGAACGCAUUCAUACAACUCAAGUGUCCCGCAUGCGCAGUCGACGACGCAACGACAUCAUAUGCAGAGAGCGUGCUUAGUGUUUGCGGAAGUAAAUAAAUGUUGGACUGUACUUUGCAAGUUUUAAGUUGUUUUCCAACCAGAGCCAGUACAUUAACAACCAUGUCCGCCAUGGUUGUUGUUUUUCUUCCCGCUUCCGCAUAGCAGGAUCCAGAAUAGUGAUGUUUGUCGAGUAUCAAUGACGUACAGGUCGGAUGAAUGCGACCUGGCCGUACAGACACAGGUCGCAUUUGAAAAGAUCAGAUACAUAUCGGAUUUAGGACCACAUAUCCAAGUGGCCUGGGUCGCAUUUGAAAAAAACCGGAUCUGUGUCGUUCAGACUGUCAUAAAAAGUUUGGAUACAGGUCGCAUACGGGCAAAAAAAUCAGAUUUGGGUCACUUCAAGCUGCAGUGUGAAUAUAGCAUCAGAUGCUACAGGCCUCAGUUAGCAUCUUGACAGGAAUAUAAAAUAAACAAACAAACAAACAAACAGAAAAAGAUGGAUGGGUUGUUUGGAAGGAUUGAAGGAAAAAGCCUAUUCUGGAACAAUUUCCUUUAGACCAUAGUAGAGAUUUUUCACCAUAAUGGUUAUCACCAUGUUCAGAGGAAACAAAUUACACCAUAUCAGCAGAAACACCUCAUAACAGCACUAUUGUAGGGAGAUUUGAGGCCUGCUCAACAGUCACAGGGUCUGGACACUUCGCAGCUGUUGAUUAAAUCAUGAAUUCCACCAUGUGCUAAAGUAUUUUAGAGUCGAAUUUGAGGCCACCUGUUCAACAGCUGAAGCUUGUUCCGAACAAUCAUCAGAAAAGACAAAGUUAUACAACAGAAUGCCUGAAAAAGAGAAGAAUCACGGUGUUGCAAUGGCUCAAUCAAAUUCCAGACCCUUACCUGAUUGAAACACCAUGAGGGGAACUUCAGAGAGGUGUACUAAUGACAGCAAAGCUAAAUGAACUGAAGCAACGCUUGAAAGAAGAGUGGGCCAAAACUCCUCCACAACAAUGUAAGGGACUUAAAGUCAGACAGAAAACAGCUUACGGCUAUCAAGUGGUUCUACAAACUGUUAAUUCAUGGAGUGAACAUAGAUUUUCCACACAGUGCUUUCAUUAUUAGGGUUGUUUUCUAAAAAAAUUAUGAAAUGAUCUAAUAUGUUGUGUGUUGUUGUUAAUCUGAGGUGGUAUUAUUCUGAUUUUCAAUUCAAUUCAAAAAUACUUUGUGAAAUUUUAAGGUCUGACGAGAACCACAUGAUGCAUUUUAUGCCAGAAAAUGUAAAACAUCACACUACAUACGGCCUGAUUAUCUCAUAGUACAAAAAGAAUCAAUACUAAUCAAGAGGGUUACUGUGGUGAUUUAAAACAAAAAAUAAUAUUCUUUUCUCAUUAACUAAAUGUAAGUUAGGUGAUUCGUGAGGUUCAGCUUAUUCUUCAUUUAGGAUUACUCCGUGUUAUCCGUGAAUAUUUUUAAUAUUUGCCAAAGUGGGUGAUUCUUCAGUUAGAAGAGACAACAUGUCUGAUGCAUAUCACUGUGUUGAAGUGGAUUGGUCGAAGAAAAUUCACAGUUUUUUUCCGCUGGAAGGUUUUUAACUCCCAUCUAAACAGACUCUACAUAUAUGUUUUAUAUCGGUGUCAGUAGUUGAUCUUGUGUUUCAAUUUGGUUUUCACACUGUGCUUAACAUCCUGACUGAGUGAAGACCCUGAGGUUACAAUUGGUCAACUAAGCAGAGGUGGUUUUUAUGUUCAAACUCCAGCAUCCUGAAAUGAGAUGAAGACGUGAACUGUUAUUGCUUAUCGUCCGUCACAAGUCCAUCUCUGUGGGAAAUCCUUAUUUUAUUUAUGAAUAUGCUACUUGGAGUUUCUUAAUCUUUAAUAAAGAAAUAUGGUUUACA